UGCUCGCGCUCUCUCGCUCUCACUGCUGUUACAACUACUAUUACUACUACUGUUGCGCUCAUCAUCAACAUUCUACGAGCAUUUUUGUCGCGUUGUUAAAAUUUGCAUUGGAAGUCGGAGGCGGCAGCAUAGGCCGGCAAGUAGUAGAAGAAGAAGCAGACCAAGAUAAACAACCAUCAACAAAAAGCAGUUAGUCUGCGUGCCACAACCAAAUUGCUUCAGAGCCGCAGAAGCAGAAGCAGCAGCCGCAACGCCUCGAAAUGAAUUCCGAGCAUGGAUUCAAUCCAGCCUUCAAUAUGGCCACCAUACGUCAGGCAUUCACAGAGGCUGUCGAAAGAGUCAGAAUGCCGACGCCCACACGAUUGCGUGAUCUUAUACGACAGAUACGCGCCGCCCGCACCGCAGCCGAGGAGCGCGCCGUGGUUAACAAAGAGUGCGCCUACAUACGCAGCACAUUCCGAGAGGAGGACUCCGUCUGGCGCUGUCGCAACAUUGCCAAGCUGCUGUAUAUACACAUGCUCGGCUAUCCGGCGCACUUUGGACAGCUCGAGUGCCUCAAACUGACGGCCAGCACACGCUUUACAGAUAAACGAAUUGGCUAUCUGGGUGCCAUGCUGCUGCUGGAUGAGCGUCAAGAUGUUCAUUUGCUUAUUACGAAUUGUUUGAAAAACGACUUGAACAGCUCGACGCAGUUUGUGGUUGGAUUGGCGCUGUGCACCCUGGGCGCCAUUGCGUCGCCGGAGAUGGCACGUGAUCUGGCUAGCGAGGUGGAGCGCCUUAUGAAAUCGCCCAACACGUACAUCCGGAAAAAGGCGACACUGUGCGCAUUUCGAGUCAUACGCCGUGUGCCCGAACUGAUGGAGAUCUUUCUGCCGGCCACACGUUCGCUGCUCAGCGAAAAGAAUCACGGCAUCCUCAUUACCGGCGUAACGCUCAUUACGGAAAUGUGCGAGAACAGCUCGGAUACGUUGAUGCAUUUCAAGAAGGAUAGCGGAAAUCGAGAGAUCGUGCCGAAUCUGGUGCGCAUUUUGAAGAGCCUUAUUUUGGGCGGCUAUUCGCCCGAACACGAUGUCAGCGGCGUCAGUGAUCCGUUCCUGCAGGUGAAAAUCCUGCGCCUAUUGCGCAUACUCGGCCAUAAUGAUCCGGAUGCCUCGGAGGCCAUGAACGAUAUAUUGGCGCAGGUGGCAACCAACACGGAGACCAGCAAGAAUGUCGGCAACACCAUUCUCUAUGAGACGGUGCUAUCCAUUAUGGAUAUACGUUCGGAAGGCGGCCUGCGCGUCUUGGCUGUGAACAUUCUGGGACGUUUCCUACUCAACUCGGACAAGAAUAUACGGUAUGUGGCGUUGAAUACGCUGCUGCGAACGGUGCACGCGGACACGUCGGCGGUGCAGCGGCAUCGCACAACCAUAUUGGAGUGCCUCAAGGAUCCGGAUGUAUCGAUACGGCGACGAGCGAUGGAGCUAUCGUUUGCGCUGAUCAAUGCACAAAAUAUACGUACAAUGACCAAGGAGCUGUUGCUGUUCCUCGAGAAGGCCGAUGCCGAGUUCAAGGCGCAGUGCAGCUCGGGCAUGAUUCUCGCCGCCGAACGCUAUUCGCCCAAUUCACGCUGGCAUCUGGAUACGCAACUGAGCGUUUUGAUAGCUGCUGGCAAUUAUGUACGCGACGAUGUGGUGUCUUCCACCAUACAGCUGGUGUCCAGCAGUCCCGUGCCAGAGCAAACAUAUAUCACGAAUCGGUUCUGGGAAUCGCUUCAGGUGUCCAAUCACUGUGAGGACAAGCAGCCGCUGCUCCAGGUUGCCGUCUGGGCCAUAGGCGAGUACGGUGAUCUGUUCAUGUAUGGCGCUAACGAAGAUGAGUUUGAACGUCCCACGGAAAGCGAUCUGAUCGCUGUGUAUCAUAAGUUUUUAACCUCUGCUCAAGUGUCGACCACAAGCAAGCAAUAUGCGCUCGUCUCCCUGGCCAAGUUGAGCACGCGCCUGCAACAAUGCGUGGAAGAAAUCCAGGCAUUGAUUACCUCGUUUGGCAGCCAUCUGAAUGUGGAUCUGCAGCAGCGGGGCGUAGAGUUUACGCAGCUCUUUGGCAGCUAUAAGCACCUGCGUCCGCCGCUACUGGAAAAGAUGCCCGCCAUGCAGAUUAGUCGCAUUAGUUCGCAAAAUGGCGAAAGCGGCGGCUCGUUCGAUGACAACAGUCCGGAUGUCAUCGAGAAUGGCGUCGAGAUUGGCGGCAGCAGUACGCAUCCUUUAAUCGAAAGCAAUAUGAAUACAAUGGGUGACAAUACGAAUAUCCUAUUGGACUUAUUGGGUAGCACGGAUUUGUCGGCGGGUGCCAGCGACUUGGCCAUGGCCACAGAUUUAUCAAAUGCGGUGCAUAAAAAGAACACACGCAACGCAAACAACGAUGCGACAGUGUCCAACAAUCAGGAUCUGCUUGAUUUACUCGACUUGGACAUGUCGGCGCCAACCACAACGCCCGUCAUGGGCAUCAAUAUGGCUGCCGAUCCUAGCAGUGCCGCCAACAUGAACAAUAUGCUCGGUGGCCUCGAUCUGAGCGGCUUUGGUGGUGCCAUCGACGCUAUGCCCAACAGCAUACCCACGAAUGGCAAUGAUAUGGCGAGCAUGUUGGGUCGGCUAAACGUUGCCGGUGGCAGCGAUGUCAACAGCAGCAGCCUGCUGGGUGAACUGAAUCCCACGGCGGCAUCCAACAAUGUGACAGUGCCUCCACAGGGCCCCAAGCUAACGGCCCUGGACAAGAACGGACUGCUAGUGCAGCUGGUGCCGGUGCCGGGCAGUGACUGCAUGAAGAUCUUUAUGACAACCACAAAUAGCUCAGACAAUACAUUGGAGCAGUAUGUGCUGCAGGCGGCGGUGCAGAAGAGUUUUAAACUGCAAAUGCUGACGCCGUCGGGCUCUGUGCUGCCUCCAGGUGGCGUCAUCACGCAGGAAAUGCGCGUUGUGGCUACGUCCAAUGCUGUACUGCGCAUGCGUCUGCGCAUUCAAUACACGCUCGAUGGCCAGCAACUGGUGGAGCAGACGGAGGUUAGCGGCUUUCCGGAUCAGCAGCCAUCGAACGAAUAAAUGUGUUUAAUAGCAAGCGUCUAAGCUUAAAGUCUAAAGACAACACACACACACACACACACAUACCGAGCACAGCUAAAUACAGAGGUUGCCACACGCAUAUACUGUAAAAUAAAUUAAAAAAACACCUACGAACACACACAUACACACACCACAAACACACACAUUCACUCAUAUUAAAAGAGACCCAGCUGAAAGUCCGUGUGCAGGAGAAUGGAAGAUGGGAGCAUUGCACAGCGAUGCCAGACUGUCGCAGCGAAUGGUGGACAUGUGUGCGCGUAUCCAGUUGCUUUAAAACAAGAACUACAACUAAACCGCAAACCAUAAUUUAUAUAUACAUAUAUAUAUAUAUAUAUUUAUAUGUAAACCUAUGCCCAUAUGAUUUUUGUGAAAACAUCUUUGCGUGUAUGCAAUUCUUGAUUACUAUUAUUAAUAUUAUUAUUAUGAAUAUGAUUUGCCUUCAUGUGUGUGUACAUGUUUUUUGUGUAAAAGACAACAUUCAGUUUUAAUGUAAGACAAUAAAGUCAUUUAAAAGCGUCAAGCUACAUUAUAUAGCCACUACACUAAAUUGUAAAUUGCAACAAUUAACAAUAGCAGGAAAUUUAUUUUGUUAUACCAUAACAAAACAACAAAUCAAAAAAAAAAAACAAAAACUCAAAAACGCAACUAAAAAUGUGACAAAUUGUGUAUAGCAAAAAACGCAG
Messenger RNA from Drosophila montana, 3781 nucleotides. RefSeq names its product adaptor protein complex 1, gamma subunit (gene AP-1gamma). Gene Ontology annotation, cellular component: AP-1 adaptor complex; Golgi apparatus; membrane coat. Bases 261 to 3077 code for a protein of 938 amino acids. Lineage: Eukaryota; Metazoa; Arthropoda; Insecta; Diptera; Drosophilidae. Gene Ontology annotation, biological process: intracellular protein transport; Golgi to vacuole transport. The transcript has 16 exons. Gene Ontology annotation, molecular function: clathrin-cargo adaptor activity. The record is from RefSeq and is a predicted model, not a curated record.